AUGGACAGACUUGUUAGCAUAGUCGCUACCUGGAGCUACCACGGCUCUGCUCUGAUGCAGCUUCGAAAGGCCGGAACGGCGAAGACAGGCGCCAAGAAACGGCCCGCGUCGCCUCCAGCCGCCGCCACAAAAGAGCGUGUGAAUAAGAUCGAGGCUGCAGAAGUCUCCGCUCGGGCAGCCAAACGCCUCUCAGCCUUCGCAUUCUCCGACAAUGCCUAA
Messenger RNA from Dibothriocephalus latus, 219 nucleotides. The record is from the annotation of a GenBank genome assembly. NCBI's taxonomy places the organism in Eukaryota, Metazoa, Platyhelminthes, Cestoda, Diphyllobothriidea, Diphyllobothriidae.